AUUUUUCUUUUUGCAGUUUUAUGUAAUAAAUUUCCACCCUAAAACCCUAAACCCUUCUCUCGGAUUGGAUUUUUCACACAAAACACACACACACAGAGUCCCAAAGCCCUAAAACCCUAAACAAUGAAAAAACCCAAAUCUAGGAACUUCCGAAAGCAGAACCGCCUCUCGGAAACCCAAGAAAUCGAGCUCCUGAACUCAUGGAUCCAGUCCCAGAAACCCGACUCGGGAUCCAACCCCAUAUCGCUGCCCCCACUGCCCUCGAACGAACCCAUAGGCCGCCUCGAGGACGCGUCGUUUUCGCGGUACGCCGGCGCCACGAAGUUCGAUCAGCUCCCGAUUUCGCAGAGGACCAGAGAUGGCCUGCGCGAUGCCAAGUACGUUGAAAUGACCGAUAUCCAGAGGGCUUCUCUGCCGCACGCGCUCUGCGAGAGGGAUAUUCUUGGCGCGGCGAAGACUGGGUCGGGAAAGACUCUGGCUUUUGUUAUUCCGAUCCUUGAGAAGUUAUAUAGAGAGAGGUGGGGUCCUGAGGAUGGGGUAGGCAGUAUCAUCAUAUCUCCUACACGGGAAUUGGCUGGUCAACUGUUUGACGUGUUGAGAUCUGUAGGAAAGCACCAUAAUUUCAGUGCUGGUCUCCUAAUUGGUGGUCGCAAGGAUGUUGACACUGAGAAGGAGCGAGUACAUGAGCUCAACAUAUUGGUUUGCACUCCCGGUCGGCUUCUUCAGCACAUGGAUGAGACACCAAACUUUGAAUGUUCCCAGCUUCAGGUUUUGGUCCUUGAUGAGGCAGAUCGUAUUCUUGAUGUUGGAUUUAAGAAGGCUUUAAAUGCUAUUAUCUCGCAGCUACCUAGGAAUAGACAAACCUUGCUGUUCUCAGCUACUCAAACAAAGUCAGUUCAGGAUCUUGCAAGACUCAGUUUGAAGGACCCAGAGUAUCUCAGUGUGCAUGAGGAGUCUGUGACUGCCACUCCCAAUCGCCUGCAGCAAACUGCUAUGGUUGUUCCUCUUGAAGAGAAGUUAGACAUGUUGUGGAGUUUCAUAAAGGCACAUCUUAAUUCAAAGAUCCUAGUGUUUCUUUCGAGUUGCAAACAGGUAAAAUUUGUCUUUGAAGCAUUUAAGAAACUGCGUCCUGGAAUACCCUUAAAAUGUCUUCAUGGGAGAAUGAAGCAGGAGAGAAGGAUGGGAAUAUAUUCAGAGUUUUGUGAGAUGCGCUCUGUUCUUUUUUCAACUGAUGUGGCCUCAAGAGGCCUUGAUUUUAAUAAGGCAGUUGACUGGGUUGUCCAGCUGGAUUGUCCAGAAGAUGUUGCAUCUUACAUACACAGAGUUGGUCGCACUGCUCGCUAUCAUUCUGGAGGGAGGUCUGUUUUAUUUCUGUUGCCCUCGGAAAUGAAAAUGCUUGAAAAAUUACAAGCAGCAAAAGUACCCAUACAAUUUAUUAAGGCAAAUACUAAAAGACUGCAACCUGUUUCUGGGUUGUUGUCAGCAUUGUUAGUCAAGUAUCCAGAUAUGCAGUAUCUGGCUCAAAGGGCCUUUGUGACAUAUUUGCGAUCUAUUCAUAUUCAGAAAGAUAAAGAAAUUUUUGACGUGAUAAAACUGCCUAUUGAUGAGUUUUCAGCGUCAUUGGGUCUACCAAUGACUCCUAAAAUCCGUUUCUUGAAGCAGAAAGUCAAGUCAAAAACAGAGUCAGAGAAAUCUUCUCUUCUCGAAACAGAAAACUCCAAUGAUGAGAAUGUGCUGGAGAGUCCAAAAGAGAAGCUAGAUAUUGGUGAUAUAGAUGAAGAGGAAGUGAGCAAAGGUUUUCUUCUGGAAAAGGAUACACCAAACGACGAAGAAGGGAAAACUAGUGAAAUUGGAGACGUUAGGCCUACAACACGGAUUUCAAAGAAAAAGAAAUUGAAGAUUAGUAUCCAUAGACCAACAGGUACUAGGGUUGUCUUUGAUGAGGAAGGCAAUGCAGUAGCCCCGCUUGCUAUGGUGGCUGACACAAAGAGUGGCAAUGAAUCAUUUCUGAUUGACCAAGGCAAAAAGAAAGAAUAUUAUAACAAGAUGAGGGAAGAGAUGAAGCACGCGGACAAAGAAGACAAGGUACUAGAUCACCAGCGUCGUAGAGAGCAACGGAUCAAGAAGAAGAUGAAGUUGAAAAGAGGAGCUUUGGAAGACGAAGACAGUCAGGAAGAACUUUCUGGUUCAGAAGAGGAAGCAACACGAGACAGACCCCGUAAAAAGUCAAAGAUAUAUUAUGAUAGUGAUAGUGAUGAUGAUGGGGAGAGAAAACAAAACAAGGAUUCCAUGACCCUGGAGGAGCAAGAAGCAGUUGCUCUCAAAUUACUAAAUUCGAUGCACUCCUAACUUAUAGGAUAUAGCCAGCUUAAGUUGAGCUUCAUUCAUGUCUUCAAUUAUUCUGGUUCAAAUAGAAUAUACUUCUCUUCCUGUGUUGUUGUGGUUGGAGCAUUGUAUACAAAGAAGUUUCUCUUUUUCAUUUGAAAA
This is a messenger RNA of Corylus avellana, 2487 nucleotides long. Its product is annotated as DEA(D/H)-box RNA helicase family protein. NCBI's taxonomy places the organism in Eukaryota, Viridiplantae, Streptophyta, Magnoliopsida, Fagales, Betulaceae. Gene Ontology annotation, molecular function: nucleic acid binding; RNA helicase activity; ATP binding. The record is from RefSeq and is a predicted model, not a curated record.